Messenger RNA from Striga hermonthica, 308 nucleotides. The record is from the annotation of a GenBank genome assembly. NCBI's taxonomy places the organism in Eukaryota, Viridiplantae, Streptophyta, Magnoliopsida, Lamiales, Orobanchaceae.
GCUGCUAGUGCUGCUUGGAACAUGGGUGAAUGGGAUAAGAUGGAAGAGUAUGUUUGUCGAUUGGAUGAUGGAGAUGAAAACAAGCUUGGAGUUUUGGGUAAUACUGCUGUUACAGUGGAUGGGAGCAGUAUUGGGACCUUCUUCAGGGCUGUCUUAUUAGUUCAUAGGGGGAAGUAUGAUGAGGCACGUGAAUAUGUUGAAAGAGCAAGGAAAUGCUUGUGUACAGAAGUGGCUGCCUUGGUUCUUGAAAGCUAUGAACGUGCAUACAACAAUAUGUCCGCUUUCAGCAGCUAUCAGAAUUGGAGGAG